CCGCAAGUUCGAUCAAUUCAUCGGAAAAAAUUCUCUCGUUUACAUGGCGGAAGGAAGCAAAGGUGGCGAGCCCGGGCCCGAAGAGGGCCCGAUGUCAAAGCCCGCCUCGUCAUUCGAGUCGGCCGGAGGCCGGCUGAGGUUCACGGUGGAGCUCCAUCCUGAAGAAACGACAAUCGUUUCGUGGAAGAAGCUUGUCAGAGAGGCCAAUUUGAGCAUGUCCGGCCCGUCGGUGUCAGGGCCCGGAAUCCAACCUCAGCCCGUGUCUCAGCCUCCGCCUCCAUCUCUACCUGCUUCUUUAGAGCCACCCGCUGUGAAAGAACAAAGGGAUCCUCAAGGGCAGGCCGGGUCGACCCGUUUGAAUUCGGUGAUUGAGAGGAUUGAGAGAAUGUACGCGGGAAGUGGGAGCAGUGAUGACGAAGAUGUUAUGCUAGACAAUGUGCUGGAUGAUGAUGAAUAUGAUACUGAUGAUUCCUUCAUUGAUGAUGCUGAAUUGGACAACUAUUUCCAAGUUGAUAAUCGGAAGUUAAGCAUCAUGGAUUUUUCGUUAACCGUGGGAAGUUGGAGCAUUGAACCUCAUUCCUCUAACCAGCAGCCAAAAAAGAGGAGACUCAAAGAUUUGAUAAAAGGACAGAAUGAGAGUGAUGAUGGACGUAACCAAAAUAAAACUGCAAAAAGGGGAAAUAAAGGUAAAAAAGCAUCAUCAAUGAUCCAUACAAGCUCGACCAACGUGCGUGGUGAGGAUGUAAAUUUUCAGGCUGCACCUUUAGAUGCUGCUGAAAUUUCAAUAAAGAAAAAAGCUUCAGGUUCCCAUGCUACAGAACGUUCUUCAUUAUUGUUGGACGGUGGUGCUAUCAACCAGAGUAUGGAUAUUGACGGGCAAAGGCUUGAAAUCCUCUCAUCAAAGAAACAUACUAGCAAACUGAAAGAGAGUGAACCUCAUGAUGCAGCAACAUAUAGGUCAAAUGAUAAGAGCUCCUAUGCAAGCAAAACCCAAUCUGGGAAACAACCGAAUAAUGUCGAUUAUCUAGACCGGCCAUUUCAACGAAAAGAAAAAGGUGGACCUGUAGAAAACCUUAACAUCCUUUCAAACAGGGAUUCCGUACCAUCUAUGAAGGCUGCUCUAAUGCCUAGAAAUGAUGGAUCUACUGUUCAGACAAAGACUGCAAAUCUCGAGAAGGCUAUUAGGGAGCUAGAGAAGAUAGUUGCAGAAUCUAGACCACCUACUGAAGCCAACGAUGAUGACAAUUCUUCUCAGGCAGUCAAAAAGAGAGUGCCGUGUGAAAUAAGGGAUAAGCUGGCGGAAGUUGCUAGUUUUGCGCAGGACAACAAUGGAGAAAUACCAGUGGAUUUGAUCAAUCGUCUGAUGAGCAUUGUUGGCCACUUGAUGCAACGUAGAACCCUGAAGGUAUCUUCCUCUCCCACUAAAAAUUUACAUAAUAAUGGUUAUUGGUUUUGUUGUUUCAAAUUCCCCCAGAACCCUUUUUCAGCGCUUUGA
This is a messenger RNA of Striga asiatica, 1495 nucleotides long. The record is from the annotation of a GenBank genome assembly. Lineage: Eukaryota; Viridiplantae; Streptophyta; Magnoliopsida; Lamiales; Orobanchaceae.